Schistosoma curassoni is the source of this 381-nucleotide messenger RNA. The record is from the annotation of a GenBank genome assembly. NCBI's taxonomy places the organism in Eukaryota, Metazoa, Platyhelminthes, Trematoda, Strigeidida, Schistosomatidae.
AUGGAUGAUGUAUUCAAUAGCGAAAUAUCUGAUGUCCAUUCAGAGUUAGAAGUUGGGUCACGAGACUGGGAACGUCGUGCUGAGGAGGUUUAUAGUGCAGGUAUACGAGAAGGAUAUUUCGCCAAAAGUGACGUUGUUUUACAAAACGAAUUUAAUAUUGGUGUUGAUCAAGGAUUUGCAUCGACAUUUGAACUGGCAGUUUUAAAAGGGCGAUUAUCAGUAAGGUUAUACUAUUCAACAGGCGAAAAACAUUCGAAAAUUAAAAAUCUCGUUAAGUCAAUUGACGAAAAAGAAAAACAGCUCAUAUCACUGGGUUCUAUAGAAAAAGAUUUAACUUACCAACAGCUUGUACAUGAGGCUGAAGUUAUCUUAGCAUCUUAA